Molecule: messenger RNA, 2022 nt
Organism: Pygocentrus nattereri (red-bellied piranha)
Lineage: Eukaryota; Metazoa; Chordata; Actinopteri; Characiformes; Serrasalmidae
Product: THAP domain-containing protein 6-like
Exons: 5
Coding region: 98-658 (186 amino acids)
Source: RefSeq, a predicted model, not a curated record
UUUGUUUCAGUACGUCAACGGCGCCGCCAUCUUAGAACGGUCAUCUUGGCUUUACGAGGAUCUCAGUAAAAGGACGAAACAGACGCUGGACGUUAAAAUGCCGCAAAACUGCGCAGCUUUUCAGUGCAUGACACGGAGAAGCAUCCAGACGAGGGAGAAGGGCAUUACUUUUCACAAGUUUCCCGGUGAUCCUGUACUUAAAAAGAAGUGGGAACUUGCUGUCAGGAGAGACUCCUUUAUAGCAAGUCCUUCAACAGUUCUUUGCAGCCAGCACUUCACAGAGGAUGACUUUGACAGGACUGGACAGACCGUGCGCCUUCGAGACGGAGCAGUCCCAUCUGUUUUCAAGUUUCCAGCACACCUUCAAAAACGACCUGUGACACCAAGAAAAACAGUAACAUCGCAAAAAGCUGCUGCCCCUGUUAAGGUCAAAACAGAGCCACAACCACAGAGUCUACCUUGUGAGGAGCACUUGUAUGUAGUACCCUGUUCACUGGACAAGCUGAAGGACAAACUUUCCCAAGCCUACAAAAGGAUUGAGGACCUUGAGCGGCAACUCCGCAAUGCCAAAGACAGAGAGAGGAGGUACAUAGCUAAACUGACGAGUCUAAUGGGUGAAGGUCCAGUCACGGCAAAACAUCUGCGUAUGUCACUUUAACCAGGACCCCUCCUGUUUUUCAUACCAUCAGAUCAGCAGGCGAAUGAAACAAGAGCAGCUCAACUGCAGCUCAGUUCUGGAGUGUUUUCUAGUAUCUCAUGGUCCAUGUCGAGAUGUCGCCUAUGAGCUGUGUAACAGUGCAAGAUGAGACUGUUUUCUUGGGUGCCAGCUGAUGAAGAAGACUCCACUUCUUCUCCAUUUGAGGAUAUAUGUGAAAUUGUUGAGCAACCUUUGUUGGACAGUACACUUCUGUAUAUGACCGGGUUUGUUGUUGAGCUUUCUCAGCAAUUUCCUUUGAUAAAUGCGAAAAUCUUUUGCCGACUAAUGAUGUACCACAGUCAUCUGACACCACCCGUUAAAUCAGGUUAGCUCCUCUUCCUGUGUUUGGGGUAAUUUGAGGCUUUUGUAUGCUGUUACAUGUACAUAAAGAUUUGGUUAUUAUUCUAAUGGGUUUGCUGAUGUGUGACAGUUGGAACAAUGAAAUUGGUGUGACCAGCCAGUUAAACAUUUAGUUUGAAAUAUUUUCCUAACCUGCAGAACAGGAACCAUGCUACCGUUUUAUUUCUAGCUCAUUUAUAUGGAUUGCUGUUUCACAAUGGUUCCACGUUUAGACUGUGAUCUAUAGGCUUUUAGCCACUGUCUUUAUCCUUUUGGCCCUAUUAGGCUGCAGCAAGGUCACAAUGUUGUGAAUGCAGCCUUCAAAUGCGCACUGGAAACAUGUCUGUCUACUUCUUUCUGAAAUUGUUUAUACAUUGCUGUAAUGGGAGCUGCUACUCCCUAAUCAGUCUAAUCAGAAAAAUAAAAAGACUAGGCAAACCUAUUUUUGCUGGAUCGGCUGGAUUUUGUCAUGGAGGUGUCUGAUACAGUACAUAGGGCAUACGUCAUCAUCAUAAGACCUGUGAUUUGUCACAGUGAAUGCCUUUCACUUCUAGCAUAAGAGGGUAUAAGAGCAGUAUUUAAUGGUGUAUAGAGUCACCUGCUGCUUGUCUUGGGCGACGCUUAUGCAUGUAUGUUUCAACUGUGGGAGUCAGUCACUGAGCCAGUCAGUCAGUAACAAGAUAAGAGACAUCAACUGUCAUAACCUGGAGAGGCAAGAACAAACGCAACAAAAUACGACAAACACUCUUUAUUGGCUUUGGUAAAAAAUUAUUUUAGAAAUAACUUAGUUCAGCUUCUUGACCCCAUAUAGACACAAACAGAGCAGCAACAUACAACAAUGUUCCAACUGAUGGAAAGAAAGAGGAGAAAAAUACAUUCACAGAUGCAGACAGAGUGGUUAAAUAGUCAUUGAACCAAUGUGGGUACAAUACAAAAUAAUUCGGGCUGAAAAAGUGUUCCUGACUCUGGUUCAGUGCAGAGCUUAG